AUGAUAUUAGAUUGCAGAUGCCACACAUGUGGAAGGUGCCAGGGAGGCUAUGGAGGAGGCCACAGACGAGCUCUCCCUCAUGGGCUCCUUUCCUUUGUGCGGAGCCUCCCGCAUAGGGAUGAGCUGCUGGGGGCAGCCCUCAACUUCCUCACAGAGGGCUGUAUUUUGACUGCUCUCAAUCAAUUCAAAGAAGGGUUGGAGACCUUCGGGAUUCUAGCUCUUUUGAGGAUCCACCAUGAGGAGCUCAAGGGGGUCUUCAUGGACACACCUGAGCCGCUGCUGGCCUCCCGGUUGGAGUCCACAUUCAUGACGUCCUACCUGUCUGAGCCGGGCUCCAAUCGGAGGAGGAAGGAGGCCAGGACCCUUAUAUAUUGGAGGGACUGGCUGAUCGAGGUGGAGGAUGGAGAUACGAGUCUCACCCUGGGGGCGGUUCUGGCGUUUGCCAUGGGCCUCAAAAGGAUUCCUGCUGUGGGUUUUCCCAUCGGACCCCGGCUUGAAGUCCUCCAUGAGGAAGAUGGACCGGCCCUUUUCCCCACGGCCAAUACCUGUUCCCUGGUCCUCAGGCUACCGGUGUAUCCGGAGUACAAUCGAUUUAAGGAGGCCAUGGAGGAAGCUGCCUUCUCCAGGUCAACUUCGUCCUGA
This is a messenger RNA of Gadus chalcogrammus (walleye pollock), 642 nucleotides long. RefSeq names its product G2/M phase-specific E3 ubiquitin-protein ligase-like. Bases 1 to 642 code for a protein of 213 amino acids. Lineage: Eukaryota; Metazoa; Chordata; Actinopteri; Gadiformes; Gadidae. The transcript is spliced from 4 exons. Gene Ontology annotation, molecular function: ubiquitin-protein transferase activity. The record is from RefSeq and is a predicted model, not a curated record.